Olea europaea var. sylvestris is the source of this 1525-nucleotide messenger RNA. Its product is annotated as peroxisome biogenesis protein 3-2-like. Gene Ontology annotation, molecular function: protein-macromolecule adaptor activity. The record is from RefSeq and is a predicted model, not a curated record. The coding region runs from base 210 to 1322 and encodes 370 amino acids. The transcript has 7 exons. NCBI's taxonomy places the organism in Eukaryota, Viridiplantae, Streptophyta, Magnoliopsida, Lamiales, Oleaceae. Gene Ontology annotation, biological process: protein import into peroxisome membrane. Gene Ontology annotation, cellular component: peroxisomal membrane.
ACUGUCAGCCAAGCUGUUCGAAUUUCGAAGUACUGUUUACCAUAUUUCUUUCUUCUCCAAGGCGUAAACCCUCUCGCAAGUGUCACUUUUAGUGCGUGUUUUUGUGUUUUCAUUGGAGGAAGAAGAGAGAAAGGAAGGCCCGGCCACAAUUGAGGCCUGCCGUGUAUUCAACAUAACGCCCAAAGAAAAGGAUAAAGUAAACAGAUUGAAUGUGGCAGUUUUGGAGGAGGCACAAGAAGAAAGUGUAUGUUACACUUGGAGUUUUAGGAAGUGGGUACUUCUUGUACAAACUCUAUGAUACUCACAGGCGUAGGCUAUCUGAUCUUGAGAAACAACUCGUCAAUGAAAGGGGACAUACUGAACUUAUUAAAGCCCAAAUGCAAGCGCAUUUUGAGAGCAUUCAGGGAAUAGCUGAUUCAACGACAUGUCCUCAUGUAAUGCACCACUUAGAUGGUCAAUUGGCUGAGAAUUUGGACCUUACACACUUAACAGAGAGAUUAAUUCAAGGAAAGGGUCAGCCAAACACUCUAACUACCGCAGAGAAACUUGAGUUAUGGGACAGACUCAAAAUUCUUAGUUUUAUGAAAAUGGUGUUAUCUCUUUGGGCAAUGACAAUGCUGAACCUCUAUGUUAGAGUUCAAGUAAACAUAUUAGGGAGACAUCUAUAUAUCAACACAGCACGUGAUCUUGGAAGUCCUCAUCUGCUUGAUGAAGCUGACCUAAUUGACAGAAAUGAUGAGCAGCAGUUUCUGGCAUAUGCAGAUCAUCUUUCAAACUUUGGCCUGCCUGCCUUGAUCUCUGAUAUAGAGGCGGCAACAUCUGAAGUCCUUAAAGGAAAGCAAUUGAAGGAUUUCUUCAAUGCUCCCACACUUCAUGAAACCAUUGUUCAAAUAUUGGACACUUUUAUGAGCAUGGGGAGCCCUCAUCACUGGGUAGGCUAUUUGAUGCCAGAAGAUUCGAGAGCACAUAACCUUGUUUCACCCUCCAGCAGCAGCAGUUAUUCAGAUCUUUCUUGUGCAACAAAACUCGAUCAACUUAUGAGCGAGACACGUGCAGUGUUAUUGAGUGUUGAAUUCGGGAAUGUUAUUGAAACGUCAUUAAAAACACUGGUGAAAGAACUUUUGGAAGAUAUUAGUUCCCAAUGUGGAGAAAGCAUUUUAUUGUCCGGAAUGCCACUUGCUAAACUCCUUCCACGAAUCGCGCAGAUUGGUCAGCAGUUACUGAAAGAACCCUAUAGGAGUAGGUAUGUCCAAAAUAUCUGUAGCAUACCAGAUGUUGAACAAUUCUUCACUCUUUUAUAUUCGAGCACACCUGUUUCUUAGCGUAGGAUCAUUAUUGUAGUUUGAAGUUCACAUAUGUAAAGGAUUUUAUGGGUUUCCAUGAAGUUUGAAGAAUAUAAGGACUAUAAGAAAAUCGUUGAUCCUUGUUGUAAUUUUUUCACAUCCUGAUAUAAUUGUAUUGCUGAUUUCAACCCAGUUUCAUUGUUUUAGUUGCUAUAAUAAAUCAAAGAUGUUCUUGGAGCGUU